This is a messenger RNA of Oldenlandia corymbosa var. corymbosa, 1355 nucleotides long. NCBI's taxonomy places the organism in Eukaryota, Viridiplantae, Streptophyta, Magnoliopsida, Gentianales, Rubiaceae. The record is from the annotation of a GenBank genome assembly.
AUGGUAUAUAUAGAUAAUUCGUAAAUUUUAUAUGUAUUAGUAAAUACAUAUAUUACAAUAUUGUUCAUAUUCCUUCUUCUUCCUACCUUGUCAAUUCCAUCAAAACCCAAGCUUCAAACUCGCAAGGAUUACUUGUACGUACCUUCAAAAGAAAUUAUAUAUAUAUAAAAAAAAAAAAAACAAAACAAACAGGCCAAAUUCCAUCCAUUUUUCCCAUGAUAUAUAUAUCUACAGAAAGCUAGGCUUCAUUCUCAACCCUCUUCACUUGUUCACCACUUUCCAUUUGCAUUCUCAUCGACAUUAGUUGAGGCUCAAAUUCAGACUCAAACAUGAAUUUGCAUGAAUUGGGUGGUGGGGGAAGCUUUUCGGAAUCUUACAACUUACUUCAAGAGAUUUUGGCCACAUCUUCCAAAGAUCAACAUCUUCAGGCUGCUUUGUUUGAUCAGAGUAUGUCAAUGGCUGAGGCUAAAGCAGUUGCAGCCAACAAAAGCCACAGUGAAGCUGAAAGGAGGAGGAGGAAACGCAUCAAUGGCCACCUUGCCACCCUUCGUAAUCUUGUUCCCAAAACCAUCAAAGCAGACAAGGCAUCACUGUUAGCAGAAGUGGUCCGGUGCAUAAGAGAACUCAAGAAAACGACCCAAGAGUUCUCCUCCUCCUCCUCCUCCUCGUCGGGUGCAGACGACACGUCAUCAUCAUCAACAACAAUAUUAAUGGACCAACUUUUGUUCCCUGGAGAAACCGAUGAACUCCAAAUCUGGCAUGAUCAUUCGAAUCCCGGGAUCAUAAAGGCCAGUUUAUGCUGCGAGGACAGACCCCAGAUGAUGACCGAGUUAACAAAGGCAUUGAAACAAACAGCUGCAAUAAUUCAGGUGGUAAGGGCUGAAAUGGCAACCGUUGGUGGAAGAACAAAAACUGUCUUGUGGCUCCAAGUUUCAGCAGAAGAUGAAGGAAUGGUAUUGGCGACAAUUAGGAAAGCAAUCAAAGGGGUUCUGGACAACAGAAUGAAUAAUAAUAAUAAUAAUAAGCCUGAAGGAGGAGGCCUCAUUCUGGGUGGGCAGAGCUUGUUGGGUAAUAAGCGGCCUCGUCCCUAUCACGCUUGAAUAUUUGUUUCCAAUGAUGAUGAUUGAUGAUAUGAUGUGAGUUUUCCAUUAUAAUUAGGGUUUUUUUUUUUGUCUUUUUCUUUCUUUUUUUUUUUUCCUGGAAAAGGAUGGCUGGGAAGAUUGGUCCUACAGUCAGCAAUCCUCAUGCUGGUGGGAUAUGGCGGGGGACCAAUAUUAUGUGUUUAUCUUUAUAUCUCAGGAUUUGAUUUAGUAAAAAAUGAUCAUUGUAUACAUGACGAAUGAUCUUCCUCGGAC